Messenger RNA from Eptesicus fuscus (big brown bat), 4177 nucleotides. It is a transcript of the gene UNC45B, whose product is annotated as unc-45 myosin chaperone B. Gene Ontology annotation, molecular function: Hsp90 protein binding. NCBI's taxonomy places the organism in Eukaryota, Metazoa, Chordata, Mammalia, Chiroptera, Vespertilionidae. The coding region runs from base 57 to 2846 and encodes 929 amino acids. The transcript is spliced from 20 exons. The record is from RefSeq and is a predicted model, not a curated record.
ACUCAGAGGAGCAGUGUCGCAGGAGAACAGACCCAGAGCAUCGUCCUUGCGAGAAAAUGGCGGAGGCAGAAGCUGUGCAGCUGAAGGAGGAAGGGAACCGGCACUUCCAGCGCCAGGACUACAAGGCCGCGACCAAGAGCUACAGCCAGGCCCUGAAGCUGACCAAGGACAAGGCGCUGCUGGCCACGCUCUACCGGAACCGGGCGGCCUGCGGCCUGAAAACGGAGAGCUAUGCUCAGGCAGCUUCAGAUGCCUCCAGAGCCAUUGACAUCAACUCCUCGGACAUCAAGGCCCUGUACCGGCGAUGCCAGGCCCUGGAGCGCCUGGGCAAGUUGGACCAGGCCUUCAAGGACGUGCAGCGCUGUGCCACCCUUGAGCCCCGGAACCAGAACUUCCAGGAGACCCUGAGGAGGCUCAAUACUAGCAUUCAGGAGAAGCUGCACGUGCAGUUCUCCACAGACUCGAGGGUACAGAAUAUGUUUGAUAUCCUCCUGGACGAAAAGAGUGAAGCUGAUAGGCUGGAGAAGGCUGCCAACAACCUCAUCGUACUGGGCCGUGAAGAAGCAGGGGCUGAAAGGAUCUUCCAGAACAACGGCGUGGCCCUGCUCCUGCAGCUCAUGGACACGAAGAGGCCUGAGCUGGUGCUGGCUGCCGUGCGGACCCUGUCGGGCAUGUGCAGUGGCCACCGAGCGAGGGCCACGGUGCUUCUCCACGCAGUCCGGAUAGACCGAAUCUGCAGCCUCAUGGCGGUGGAGAAUGAGGAGAUGUCUCUGGCCGUCUGCAACCUGCUCCAGGCCAUCAUUGACUCUCUGUCUGGGCAGGACAAGCGGGAGCAUCAAGGGAAGGAGGAGGCCCUGGUUCUAGACACCAAGAAGGACCUGAAGCAGAUCACCAGUCACCUGCUCGACAUGCUGGUCAGUAAGAAGGUGUCCGGCCAGGGCAGGGACCAGGCCCUGAACCUGCUCAAUAAGAACGUCCCCCGGAAAGACCUCUCUGUUCACGACAACUCACGCACCAUCUACGUGGUGGACAACGGCCUCAGGAAGAUCCUGAAGGUGGUGGGGCAGGUUCCAGAUCUGCCGUCCUGCCUGCCCUUGACCGACAACACCCGCAUGCUGGCCUCUAUCCUCAUCAACAAGCUCUAUGACGACCUGCGCUGCGAUCCUGAACGCGAUCACUUCCGCAAGAUCUGUGAGGAGUACAUCACGGGCAAGUUUGACCCCCAGAACAUGGACAAGAACCUGAUUGCCAUCCAGACAGUGUCGGGAGUCCUGCAAGGCCCCUUUGACCUGGGCAAUCAGCUGCUGGGGCUGAAAGGUGUGAUGGAGAUGAUGGUAGCGCUGUGUGGCUCGGAUCGUGAGGUAGACCAGCUGGUGGCCGUGGAGGCCCUCAUCCAUGCCUCUACCAAGCUCAGCCGCGCCACGUUCAUCAUCACCAAUGGCGUGUCACUGCUCAAGCAGAUCUACAAGACCACCAAAAACGAGAAGAUCAAGAUCCGCACACUGGUGGGACUCUGUAAGCUCGGCUCUGCAGGUGGCACAGACUACGGGCUCAGGCAGUUUGCCGAAGGGUCCACGGAGAAGCUGGCCAAACAGUGUCGCAAGUGGCUGUGCAAUGCGUCCAUAGACACCCGGACCCGGCGCUGGGCAGUGGAGGGAAUGGCCUACCUGACGCUGGACGCUGAUGUGAAGGAUGACUUUGUCCAGGACAUCCCUGCCCUGCAGGCCAUGUUUGAGAUGGCCAAGACCUCUGACAAGACCAUCCUGUACUCGGUGGCCACCAUCCUGGUGAACUGCACCAACAGCUACGAUGUCAAGGAGGUCAUCCCCGAGCUCGUACAGCUCGCCAAGUUCUCCAAGCAGCACGUGCCCGAGGAGCACCCCAAGGACAAGAAGGACUUCGUAGAGAUGCGGGUGAAGCGGCUCCUGAAGGCGGGCGUCAUCUCGGCGCUGGCCUGCAUGGUGAAAGCGGACAGUGCCAUCCUCACCGACCAGACCAAAGAGCUGCUGGCCAGGGUAUUCCUGGCCUUGUGUGACAACCCGAAGGACCGAGGCACCAUUGUGGCUCAAGGUGGUGGCAAGGCCCUGAUUCCCCUGGCCUUGGAGGGCACGGACGUGGGCAAGGUGAAGGCAGCCCAUGCCCUAGCAAAGAUCGCUGCUGUCUCCAACCCGGACAUCGCCUUCCCCGGGGAGCGGGUGUAUGAGGUGGUGCGGCCCCUUGUGAGACUCCUGGACACACAGAGGGACGGGCUGCAGAACUACGAGGCCCUCCUCGGCCUCACCAACCUGUCUGGGCGGAGCGACAAACUGCGGCAGAAGAUCUUCAAGGAGAGGGCCUUGCCAGACAUCGAGAACUACAUGUUUGAGAAUCACGACCAGCUGCGGCAGGCGGCCACCGAGUGCAUGUGCAACAUGGUGUUGAACAAGGAGGUACAGGAGAGGUUCCUGGCGGAUGGGAAUGACCGGCUGAAGCUGGUGGUCCUGCUCUGCGGGGAGGAUGACGACAAGUUGCAGAAUGCAGCCGCAGGGGCCCUGGCCAUGCUGACAGCAGCGCACAAGAAACUGUGCCUCAAGAUGACCCAAGUGACAACUCAGUGGUUGGAGAUCCUACAACGGCUUUGCCUGCAUGACCAGCUGUCUGUCCAACACCGGGGCCUGGUCAUUGCCUACAACCUGCUGCAGGCUGAUGCUGAGCUGGCCAAGAAGCUGGUGGAGAGUGAGCUUCUGGAGAUCCUGACUGUGGUGGGCAAACAGGAACCGGACGAGAAAAGGGCAGCGGUGAUUCAGACAGCCCGGGAAUGUCUCAUCAAGUGCAUGGAUUAUGGCUUCAUUAAACCAGUGUCUUAGAUAGGAGUCCACCAGGGAUGCUGGGGCUGAUCCUAUAUUGUGCAGAGUCCUGAGCAGGGAACUCUUGGAAUGUCAGUUCAUCUAGGGAUCGUGGUAGUGACAAUGAAGCCUCCAUGUAAAAAAAAAAAAAAAUACUUGAUUGUUCCCUGAGUUGUAAAUCUCCUCCUUCUCCCAAAGUGUGUCUGUUCCAUUGGCUCUCCUGUUCCCUGUCUCCCUAUAUCUGUCAUGUUACAGAAAUUCCUAGAAUAAUUUUUAUCUGUAAUUUGGAAGACAGGUUGGAUAAUUCUUUCUGUACCCAUUCCAAAGGCCAGGAUAAUGGGCUGAAGUUCUUUAUAUUUUGAAAAAGGAAUUGUGUGGUGAGGUAGGGCCUUAUAGGUGUGUGAAUAUAAAGGUGAGUGCUGUGGAAUCUGGCUGUUGAUCUGUGCUGGUUUUCAUCCUCUCUCUCCCACACUGUUUGAAUAAAGCUGCCUAGAACUGUAUGCACUGCCCUGUCCCAGCCCCAUGUCACAUCCCAUCGCUCAACUAUGAUGGAAAUAGGGUUCACAUUCAACAGGGUAACAUAAUUUUUGCAAUUUGUUUGGGUAAAUCUUCCAAGCAAGAUGAACAUGAUGAAUUUAAAUGAGAUCAACUCAAAGUACUUUAAGAAAAACAAUUUCACUGGUUCAUACAGCUUGUCCAUCCAGGGAAAGGUCUGGUAUUAUUAGAUCCAGGGUUCAAAUAUUGUCACCAACAUUAUUUUCUAGGUGGGUGUCUUAGUCUCUCUUUCAUCCUCCCUCCCUAUAUCUUGGCUUUGAUUUCCUCUGGGUUAACCUUAUUUUCUGGUAGCCUCUCUCCAUGUGGUAGAGAAGAUAGUCCAGAGGAGCUCCAGGCUUAUAUAGUUACUAGACGCCUGGUGCAUGAUCUGUGGGGCGACUGGCAGGGCAAUGGGGGAGGGGGGCCUGCUCACACCCACCUUGGCCUGGCUCCGCCCACUCACCUGCUCCACCAUCCCACUGCGGUCUUGCUCUCAUCAGGGCCCAUUGGGGCUGGCAGCGCCUCCACUGCUGCCAGCGCCUUGUGGCGGACACUUGCCAUGUUCCGCACCGCCCCCUGGUGGUCAGCACACAUCUAACUCCCCACCAGUCAAACUCCCACCUCAUGGGGACAAUUUGCAUAUUAGCCUUUUAUUAUAUAGGAUUAUUGAGAGGAAAAAAGAAAACCUACAUAAAUGAGAAAUAGUACCAUGUUCAUGGAUUGGAUGACUCAACAUUAUAGAGAUGUAUGUAAAUUAUUUCUAAAUUGACAUAUAGACUCUAGGAAAUACCAACCAAACUCUGAGCCUUUGGUGAAGG